AUGGUCUUUGGCCGUUCCUUGACCGAGUCGAGGUUGAUUAGCUCUGCCAACUAUGUGCGAACAGAGCUUCCGACGAGAAUUGCCCACCGCAUCCGCGACAUGCAACGGCUCCCCUACGUAGUAGUAACCAACCCACACAUGAACGAAGUCUACGAUCUCUACUACUCCGCUUUCGACACCUUCCGCAAGGUCCCCGAAAUCAAAACGCUCGAAGACAACGACGCCCUAUGCGCCACCAUCCGCUCCAACCUCAAAGCGCACCUGACCGUGAUCCCCAAGCUAGCCAUGGGCAUACUGGAGUCAGCCGGACUCAUGGACGCCAAAGAGCUAGACAAGUUCAUGAACACAAUUCUCCGUUCUCGCAUCUCGCGCCGCGUCAUCGCCGAGCAGCACUUGGCUCUAACCGACACCUUCCACGCGCCUUGGUUCUCCCCCGGCGCCAAGCUUUCGGAAUCCGAGUUCAUCGGCGAAGUCUUUUUGAAGUGCGUCGCCAAGGAUGUCGUCGAAAGAUGCGGCCAGGCCAUCCGCGACAUUGCGCAGCACGCAUACGGGCCCGACGUGGCGAUCCCCGAGAUCAAAAUCGACGGACACCUGGAGGCCAAUUUCCCUUAUAUCCUCAGCCAUCUCGAGUACAUCAUCGGCGAGCUACUCCGUAAUUCGGUGCAGGCCGUGGUGGAGAAACACCAGCGUUACAAGGAGAAGGUAGCGGCAGCGGGAGGGAAGAUCGACGAGAUUGGCCCGCCGCCUGCGAUCGAGGUGACAAUUUGCGAAAGCCAGCAACACGUCAUCAUUCGCAUCUCGGACCAAGGUGGCGGCAUUCAGCAGGACGUCCUGCCGUACUUGUGGUCCUUUAGCAAAGGGCCCGCGAGUCAGCAGCUGCUGACGAAUCUGGAACAGGUGCCCAAGAUGGCGGCGACGAUGCAGGAGCUCAAGGUCGAGGGUACUACUUCUAGCGAAGCUGGGACAACGGUGGGCAAAUUGCAACAACAGCGGCAGGAACAGCAACAGCAACAGCAACAAAAACAACAGAUCAAAGGCAUUCACAACGGGAACAACUUCCCCGGCGACCCGGGCUACUGCAAUUCGUUGGCAACGCUGACAAGCCGCCCGCCGAACCUACGCCUGGGCAUGGGGUUGCCUUUGAGCAGGGUGUACGCUGAGUACUGGGCUGGUAGCCUGGCGCUGCAUAGUCUGGAAGGGUAUGGGGUGGAUGCGUUCUUGCAGAUCUCGAAGCUGGGGAACAAGAAUGAGCAGCUGACGACGCGGGCGACAAUGGAUGCCGUUUAGAGGAUAUCCAAUGAAGUGCAAGUGAGAUGGGUGGAAUGGGAGGAGGAGGGAAUUAUACCCAGUAAUCAUUACUUGAAUGGUUCGGUUCAGAAGAGCAUAGGAAGGGCAUCACAGUGACCUGGUGUAACGGAUAGAUUAUUCACGCGUGUGCUAAGUCGGGCUUGGUGUACGGAGCAACCUCUUGUAUUUUUCACGCAAUAUCGUUAACUGGGCAUGAUAUGGAAAUAGCAACUUACUUUAGUAGCACAAGCUGUGCUCAGCUCAGUGACCGUUGUCAACUCUCAAUUUGAAGCACUACAGUCAUAAAGUCAAGGCUUGUACUCAAAAGUGGUAGCCUUUCUCAUUAUUUGGUAUCAUUGAAAGGGGGGGUUGCUAUCAGAAUUACAUCGUAGCUAAGACGGACAG
Neurospora tetrasperma FGSC 2508 is the source of this 1692-nucleotide messenger RNA. RefSeq lists its product as uncharacterized. Bases 1 to 1287 code for a protein of 428 amino acids. Gene Ontology annotation, biological process: regulation of glucose metabolic process; protein phosphorylation. The transcript is spliced from 2 exons. Gene Ontology annotation, cellular component: mitochondrion. The record is from RefSeq and is a predicted model, not a curated record. NCBI's taxonomy places the organism in Eukaryota, Fungi, Ascomycota, Sordariomycetes, Sordariales, Sordariaceae. Gene Ontology annotation, molecular function: pyruvate dehydrogenase (acetyl-transferring) kinase activity.